Molecule: messenger RNA, 219 nt
Organism: Acaulospora morrowiae
Lineage: Eukaryota; Fungi; Glomeromycota; Glomeromycetes; Diversisporales; Acaulosporaceae
Source: the annotation of a GenBank genome assembly
AUGAAUUUUAAUGAUCUAAAAUGGAUGGAUUGGGGAGGAAGCAAAGGGUCAAAAGCAAAUUUAUUGAAAAGUCUUGUUAUAGGCAUUAAAUGGAUUCACCAAAAUAAAAUUAUACAUCGUGACCUGCACAGUGGAAAUAUCUUAAUACAUGAAAGCAAUGAUUCAUUAAUUGCUGAUUUGGGAUUUAGUCGACCCUCAAACGAGGAUCCAGGAUCAAGU